CUUCUUCUCAACUCGUUUUGGGUUGCAUGGUGUUUCGUUUGGAAAGCACUUUCCUAACUCAUGUAGGAACCUACCGAGGUUGCUUUCUCUAACGGAGAGUCGUGGAAGAGAAGGGCUUCGGUCGAGAGUCCACGACGUGCCGGACGUCUCCACUUCCCGUCAGUAAUUAUAAAGCCGGCAUCUGUUCCCACUCCUUUCACCAAUUUCCAAAAAACUUGAAAGCCCCAUCGAUUAGGAGCGGAAGAUCCGUGCAUCACCAUCUUCUACAGCAAAGCUUCUUUCGUCAAAAUCAAUGGCUAACCAAGCUCGGUUUGUGAUUGUUUUGAUAGCCAGAGACAGUGAUGGAUUCUGCUGUCUCAAAAGAGAGAUCUUUGAUUUUGAGUCCUUUUUCAAGCCCGACUGCUGGGGAGUUACUGAGGAGAAAAAUACAAGCUUGGACACAAGAGUCGGGCUCACCUGUCUCCACUCAUGUUCGGGUCAGCGAUAGAAUCUUUGAUCUGCACGAGCCUCCGUUGCUUUUGAAGAGCGGAUACUUCAAACGGGCAUUGGCUGGAUCGAAGGCAUGUGAACUACCAGAUGAAUUCCCUGGAGGAUCGGAUAUCUUUGAAAUGGUAGUGCUAUUUAUCUAUGGUUCUUCCUCACUCAUUGACCCUUUUAAUGUUGCGGCUCUCCGAUGCGCCGCCGAGUUCCUUGAAAUGACUGAAGAUCACUGCUCAUGCAAUCUCUGUGAACGGGCCGACCUGUAUCUGAACCAAGUGGUUCUGCAGAGUUGGGAUGAUACACUGAUCGUCCUUCAGAAGUGUCAGAUGUUGCUUCCAUGGGCGGAAGAUCUACUGAUAGUUGGCCGCUGCGUCGAGUCUCUAGCUUUCAUGUCCUGCAUGGAAAUUCUUGAUCCAGAGCAGAGACGAGACCGACCUGUGGUCACAUUGCAUUCCUUAGUCGGCCGAGCUUGGGACUGCAAGACUGCCAUGGAAAUCGCUGGCCUGGACCUGUGGAUCAAAGAUCUGAUAGCACUGCCUUUUGAGUUCUUCAAAAGGAUAAUCGCAUCCCUAAGAAGACAAGGAAUGAAGGAGAAAUAUGUGGGACCCAUGAUAGCAUUUUACGCUACCAAAUGGGUGCUGUCGAAGAAGACCCACCAGUUUUGGGAGAACGCAGCUGACGAAAAGGGGGCCCAUGACGCAAGUAACAAAAUUUCCGUCAUCCUGCAAGGUAUAGUCGACUUGUUGCCAAUCUCGGAGAAGGCUACUAAAGUGAUUCCAGUCGGGUUCUACUUCGCCUUGCUUUCAAGAUCAUUGGAUCUUGGUUUAAGCAACAAAAGCAACAUGAAGUUACAAGAUCAGAUUGUGUCAAUGUUACACUUAGCAAGGGUGGAUGAUUUUCUCCUUCCUGAAAAUGGCAUGGGGUCCACUGCGUCCAGCAUGGAAUUAGAAACAAUGGAGAGGAUUGUUUCCAUUCGAGUAUCAUCUGAUGCAGAGGUGGGCCACACCCCUUUGGGUAGUAUUAGUGUUGUUGCAGAACUAUGGGAUGGGUAUCUUCGCCGAAUCGCCCUUGAUCCGAAUUUGGCACCCAGAAGAUUCAUGGAACUCAUCGAGAUCGUACCGAUAUCAGAUCGGCAGACCCACAAUAAUCUUUACAGAGCAGUGGCCACCUUCCUAAAGGAACACCCAGACAUAACCCACGAAGAGAAGUCAUCUGUCUGCAAAUACCUCAACUGCCAGAAGCUAUCACAGGAGACAUGCAUCGAAGCAGUCCAAAACGAGCUGAUGCCACUGCGUCUAAUAGUCCAAGCUCUAUUUGUACAGCAGCUCAAUACACACCAAGCCUUCAAAGACUGCUCAGAAUCGUUCAGAUACACACAUUGCAGCGAGCCAUCAGGAAGCCUUUCAAGCUCGAGAUACCAGCUCCCCAAGAGCCAGAAUCUUGGAGAAAGCCCAUGUAAACAAGGCAACCAAGAAGGAGAAACAGUCAAUAUGCCCUUGGGUUACUUGAUACAGAAAGAUCUUCCUUUACAAAGUUCGGAACUUGAUAAAGACGAUCUUGAGUCCACGAGCUUUAGAAUUCAAAGCCUCGAACAAGAACUCAUGUCCUUGAAAAGAACCCUUCAACAACAGAGCACCUCAAAGGGAUCACAGCAGUUCCCAGGAAAAACGAAGAGCUUUAGAAUAUCAGGCUUAGAGGCAAGAUCAGCGAGUAAGAAGGGAAAGCCACUUAGCCAAACUAGCAGUUGUAUUGGUUCCGUGAAUUGGGCUACUCAAAGAAGGUAUGUGGGUAGGAUACUGAAGAUAUUUCGGAAGAUGGCCUUGUUUGGAAGAGGCAAAUCAAAGAGAAAACAGGUUGCUUCAGGUCUUUCAGAUGGCCCAAGUCCUUGUAACAGGACACAAGACAUGCAUGAGAUGUACGGCUGUUGAAUCACUUCACACGGAAGAGCUUUUUUUCCAUUUUACAGAGAAAAACACCAUAAUACGAUCAACAUAAACACGCUAACAUAUGGAUAGACAUAGAUGCGUGCAAGAACAUAGAUAAUGCAUGAACACAUGCAUGCUUUUAUGCAGACAUGUAUAAAAGCUUGUGUGUGUGUGUACAUGCAUGUAACAUAUUUCUCCUUGAGGAAAGCCGUUGUUUCGCAUUAGUUUUCCUUGCAUGCACUUAACGGGUAAUCUACCAUUAUCAACAUAUAAAUGCCCCAGAGCAUUACAUACUUUUUUCUGGUAUUGUUAACUGCAAACAUGAAGAUACAGUUCCAAGUUUCUGAAAGAUUCAAGAAACUGGUUUAUGCUAUAAGUGAUUCAUUAGACAAAGGGAGCUAAUCCAGUCAUGGUUAAAAGACUCGGCAACUUGAACUGAUUCGUUCA
This is a messenger RNA of Magnolia sinica, 2852 nucleotides long. RefSeq names its product BTB/POZ domain-containing protein At5g48130. The coding region runs from base 342 to 2408 and encodes 688 amino acids. Lineage: Eukaryota; Viridiplantae; Streptophyta; Magnoliopsida; Magnoliales; Magnoliaceae. The record is from RefSeq and is a predicted model, not a curated record. The transcript has 5 exons.